AUGAUACCGCAGAGGUCUCGAAAGCUGCCACUGAGGCAAUUUACUAGUCAAUCAACCCAGCGGCCUACCCAGAGUGGCUUGAAAAGGACAAGAUCAGGCCGGUCGUUGUCUCCUCCCGACAAUCAAUGUGAAAAGCCUGAACUCAACGACGCCACAACCCCGUCAAGAAGCGAGGGCCCCCCAAGCAAUGACGACGAUGAAGUCAUCAGCACCAACGAACAACAACAAUCUCGAGAGAAUAGCCUUUCUCACAGCCAGAUGUCUCUAGCGCAGGGAACCGAUCUACAACGACUUUUGAGAGGGAGAUUCAGCCGUUGGAGUGAUGGGGUAGAAUACACUGCGCCACCAAAGGACAGGUUGCCUCCACGAAAACGGUUUAGAACAUCACAAUGGCAGUCGGGUCUUCCGAGAGCCGACGAAGAGAAUGAUAGCGAGGAGGAAUUUGUUGUAAUUUCUCACGCAGCACGCAGAGAAGGCUUCUUUCAUCUUGCUUGCCCAUUUUACAUUCAUGCACCCGACAAACAUCAGAAAUGUCUUGUCCAACAAGAUCUGUUCUCUAUUGAGGCAGUGAUCAAGCAUCUCUUACGGUAUCAUGAUAAGCCUUUGUAUUGCCGUACAUGCUGGAAGAUUUUCGAAACGUUGACUGAUCGAGACAACCACGUCCUGGAGAAUGCAUGCAGGAGAAAGGAUCAAGAGACAUCGAUAGGGCUGACAGAAAGCCAAAAAGUGAGGUUAAUCAAGAGGGAUCGGUAUGAUGUGGGAGAAGCGCGUCGUUGGCGUCGUCUUUGGUCUACGGUCUUCCCAGGCACAGAGCAGCCUCGGUCUCCAUACCUUGAUCGGGACGAGGGACUGAAGGUUUCCAUGGUGAGGGAUUUCUGGAUUGUCGAUGGCCAGAAAUUCGUCUCUGGCUUCCUCGGUGGACUUGAAAGCCAUCUCCAUGGGAAGAGCGUAAGAAAUGACACGACUUGCCAGGAGGCGUUACGUGGUCUGGUAAACUGGGCGAUGGCACCAGAUAGCGAUUUUACUCGUCUGUCUUCGGCCAGGUGA
Fusarium mangiferae is the source of this 1047-nucleotide messenger RNA. RefSeq lists its product as uncharacterized. The record is from RefSeq and is a predicted model, not a curated record. The transcript has a single exon. NCBI's taxonomy places the organism in Eukaryota, Fungi, Ascomycota, Sordariomycetes, Hypocreales, Nectriaceae. The coding region runs from base 1 to 1047 and encodes 348 amino acids.